Messenger RNA from Ambispora leptoticha, 298 nucleotides. Lineage: Eukaryota; Fungi; Glomeromycota; Glomeromycetes; Archaeosporales; Ambisporaceae. The record is from the annotation of a GenBank genome assembly.
AUGGAGUUGCUGGCGCCGCUUCAGUAUACAUUGAAAAACGAAAAACAGAAAUUUAAGAUUUUGAUGCCAAUGAACAAUAGAUUGUAUAGUUUGACUGAGAAUUACGCGAGAUCGAAUGCCUGUGGAAGGUUAAUAAAUGGAAUGACUGAGAUUCCUAUGGCUGUGCUUUUGGCAAGUGUCGAAUUUUAUUGUUCUCCGUGGCAGGAUUUGAAUAAUUAUCAAGUGGUCAUAUCUUCUUCAGAUGAUAAUAAAUUUUAUGCUCAUCCCCCCCUGCAACCUCCGGUGGAUGCUUUACGAA